AUGUUUGUUUUUGUUAAUUUUCUGAAUCCAUCUUUAUUUUACUCAUUAUUACUUGCUAGCUUGUUCUUGUUAAUUUUCGCGCUUGGAUGUAAAAGCAUCGAAAUUCGGUAUAUUUAUUACACGUACGAAUGCGCAGAAUGUAGAUGUUUUUUUAUUUUAAAAGGCGGAUAUCCAUUGGGUUCGAAAAGUUACGCAAAACAGAAUAGUCAGGAAAAAUGGCCUAAAUUUGAUCUGGUCAAGAAAAGGAACUUUGCCUUAAAACUAAACCCUUACCCGUGCUCUCCUUUGCAGUUGUUUAAUUUUAAUCAAUUUUUUUCUAGUGAACUUUACGCUCCAGAUGGCGCUCCACUACAAUUAGGUGAAAAAUUACAACGACCCAAGCUGGCUAGAACGUACGAGAAAAUCGCGAAGCAUGGAGCGGAUUAUUUCUACCAAGGUGAAAUGGCCGACACGAUCAUCGACGACUUACGACAAGCUGGGGGCGUCAUGACGAAAGAAGAUCUUGCCAAAUAUCAAGUUGUCAUCCAAGAUCCACUGAAAACUAAGAUCAAUAAUUUCAACGUUCUUUCAGUUCCCUCGCCUGGUAGCGGUGCAUUACUCUUACUAUCAUUAAAGAUCAUGUCGAAAUUCAAUUGGAAGCCGAAAGACUUUAUGGAUGAUCCUGCAUUGGUUUACCAUCAGAUGAUUGAAGCAUUCAAGCUUGCAUAUGCCCCGACGACUUUUUUGGGUGACCCACGGUUUACACCACAUGCUCAUCAGGUUGAACAAUACAUGUUGAAUGAUACGACAGCCGAAGAUAUGUUUAACAAGAUUGACAAGAAUUCGCACGAUGUUAAAUACUACAAACCUUACAGUACACUGUACAAUGACGAGAAGACAGGCACUUCACAUAUGUCGCUUCUGGAUACACACGGCAGUGCAGUGUCUGUGACAUCUUCUAUUAACGCCUACUUUGGUUCAAAACUUCGAUCGCGUGAUCUUGGCUUUAUUUACAACAAUGACUUGGCCGAUUUUGCUGAAUUCUGGCCAACCAUAUAUAACUUAACAUCGGACAAAAAAAUUCCCUACAAACGACCGGUAUCAAAAUCGAUGCCGAAUAUUUGGGUGAAGAAUAAGAAAGUACAUGCUGUCUUUGGUGCAGCAGGAGGUUUCUUCAUUCCUAGCGCAGUCGGGAUGACGAUAGCUAAUUGGUUAUUUUUCAAUGAUAACCUUAAAGUCGCCGUCAGUCGACCCCGUCUCCAUUGUCAACUUUUUCCUCCAACGGUGGUGUACGAACCGACUUUACCGCCUCCGAUGGUAGCGAAGAUUAAAGAGUUUGGACAUCAAAGUGUGACUAAUAAUACAUACGAUGUUUCAGGUCAAUCUCACGCUAUAAUGGGUGUGGUUCAAGCCAUCGUGCGUCUUCCAAACGGAAAGGUAACAGCUGAAUGUGAUUAUAGAAAAGGUGGAAAACCUGCUGGAAUAUAACAAUUAUAUAUAUAUAUAUUUAAAAAGUAG
Molecule: messenger RNA, 1497 nt
Organism: Hydractinia symbiolongicarpus
Lineage: Eukaryota; Metazoa; Cnidaria; Hydrozoa; Anthoathecata; Hydractiniidae
Product: glutathione hydrolase 1 proenzyme-like
Exons: 9
Coding region: 1-1467 (488 amino acids)
Biological process (GO): glutathione catabolic process
Cellular component (GO): plasma membrane
Molecular function (GO): glutathione gamma-glutamate hydrolase
Source: RefSeq, a predicted model, not a curated record